ACUGAAAUCUUUGGUAUAAUUGAUAGAUUUCCAGAAAACCAAAGAUUGGAUAUCAACAGGACUUUGAAAGUCAACGAAAGACCUAUCAUAAAGCAUAUGAUUCAUGAAAGACACUGUCAUCAGAGAGAGGAACAUCUCAAAGAAAACAGAGGAUCAAAUUGGAACGAUGUAGAAAAACGAAGGAAACAUGUAAAUGCGAGACAUAGUAAAUUACGUGAUUUUUUGAGAAAUUAUAUUGAUACUAUAGUAUCAAAAGAUCUUAGAACCAGAAAGCGAAUUUAUAAUAAUGACAGAUUUGCAGCCGAUGAAGAUAAAGCUCCUAUGAAUGUCCCAAAUUAG
Molecule: messenger RNA, 339 nt
Organism: Funneliformis caledonium
Lineage: Eukaryota; Fungi; Glomeromycota; Glomeromycetes; Glomerales; Glomeraceae
Source: the annotation of a GenBank genome assembly